AUGGCCUCCCUACCCACUGGGGGCCAGCGGAAGAAGAGCUCCAAGGGGACGACCGGCGUCCGGUCCUGGCUGCUAAUGGACUCCGGCGGGAAAACCCAAGUCGUGGAAGCGGGUAAACACGUCAUCAUGCGCCGGACGGGUCUACCCGCCCGGGACCUCCGGAUCCUUGACCCGGUUCUCAUGUACCCGUCGACGGUUCUGGGUAGAGAGAGAGCGAUUGUGAUCAACCUGGAGCACAUCAAGGCCAUCGUCACCGCCCAUGAGGUCCUCUUGGUCAAGUCCGCCGACCCUUCUGUCAGUCCCUUCGUUGACGAGCUUCAGCUCAGGCUAAUCCGCCAUAACCAAGUAACCACAGCAGCUCUGGAGGGGAAUGAAGAAGAUGGGUCGAAGUCAAACUGGACCAGGCUGCAUGAUUUGGGAGAGUCUCAGUCGAGAGGUGAGAGCCGUGAGAAUUCCCCAAAAGGGUUUUCUGAUCAGUUUGAUGAACAGGGUCGAGUUGAGAAGAAUCGAUUGUAUGGAUCAAAGGUUCUUCCUUUUGAGUUUGUUGCAUUGGAGGCUUGCCUUGAAUCUGCUUGCAGUUGCUUAGAAAAUGAAGCAAAGAGAUUGGAGGAAGAAGCUUAUCCAGCUUUGGAUAAGCUGAGUUCGAAGAUAAGUACUCUCAAUCUGGAACGUGUCCGCCAGAUCAAAAGUCGCUUGGUUGCUAUAACCGGACGUGUUCAGAAGGUGAGGGAUGAAUUAGAACAUUUGCUAGAUGAUGAUGAAGAUAUGGCCGAGAUGUAUUUGACUGAAAAGUCUGUUGAGCGAGACCUAGAAGUUAAUUCUUCUGCAUCUUCAUCCAUGAACGAGCCGAUUCUGUGCGAUGAAAUGGAUGAUGAAAUUGUUCAAGCGGACAUGGAAAUCGACAGGGACGCCCAAAUUGGUACAACUACUACUAUUACAAGCAAGCAGCUUGAUGUGCAGGAGCUUGAAAUGCUUUUGGAGGCAUACUUUGUCCAACUUGAUGGCAUACUAAACAAACUAUCCACGCUGAGGGAGUAUGUGGACGACACAGAGGACUACAUAAACAUAAUGCUGGAUGACAAACAGAACCAACUGCUGCAGAUGGGGGUGGUGCUGUCCACAGCAACCCUUGUGGUGAGUGCCUUAAUCGUUGUGGCUGGAGUCUUUGGGAUGAACAUAAGAAUAGCACUCUUCGAGGAAGAAACCAAAAUUGGGAUGCCAAAGUUUUUGUGGACUGUUGGGGGAGGUUCCAUUGGGAGCGUUGUCUUAUUUGUCAUUGCUAUUGCCUGGUAUAAGCAUUCACGCUUGCUGGAUUAA
This is a messenger RNA of Prunus armeniaca (apricot), 1317 nucleotides long. NCBI's taxonomy places the organism in Eukaryota, Viridiplantae, Streptophyta, Magnoliopsida, Rosales, Rosaceae. The record is from the annotation of a GenBank genome assembly.